AUGCCUGAAACGUAUGAAAUGGAGAUAUUACCUGGCGUAAAAACCGAGUCUGGAAAGGAACUGCUUUCUGAUGUAAAAAUUGAAACAUCCGAGAAAGAGUCAUUAUCAACCAAAGAGGGUCUUCAAGAAAAUAAAAAACGAAUACAUGACGACGAAGAAAGUUACAGUUAUGCUCUUGAUGACUCAAAAAGGCAAAAGAGAGAGGGCUCGCUAAUUUUAUAUUUGCUUAAUUCACUUGAAGGAUCUGAAACCCCUGGAACACAUUCUCCCAAAUCAACAGCUUCGUUUUCACCUUCUGCAUCAGAUAGAGACUCCACACCAACAUACUCUUCUAAUUCUUAUUUAAUGGCACAAUAUUUUCCCAAACAUGGGAUGUCCGCAUUGCAUCUAAAUGAAUCACAAAAGGCUGCUCUAGAUAGGGCAAAGGCCUUUGCAAGGGAUAUACAGGCAACACUGCUAAAAUCAGCUGGAAGAGAUAGCUCACCACCACGUUUACCUUCUCUUUUUUUAUCAUCUAAUCCUGGAUUGGCAUCCGGAAUAGAUCCCCGUUCUCUUUCGGUUUUAUCACGUAUUUAUGUCGGCUCGAUCAACUUUGAACUUACCGAACAACAUUUGCGCGUUGUGUUCGGCCAAUUCGGUUCAAUAAAGAGUGUUAGUAUGUCUUUAGAUCCUCUCACUGGAAAACAUAAAGGUUUUUGCUUCAUUGAAUUUGAAACACCGGAAGGUGCUUCUUUGGCUCUUGAAUCUAUGAAUGGAGCUGAAUUAGCUGUUAGUUCUAUGAACAAUUUUGAAUUAGGUGGUUUGAUUUUACAUGUUGGUAAAGCGGUGAUUGGAGGUCCACUGAGCGAGGGUAUGAAAGCAAUCGAAAAAUUACCCCCGCUUCCUGUUGGUGUAACUCCUCCACCUACUCUUGUAGCUUCCCCUUCUGUGUCUGCUGCAGGACCAUCUUUUCGGUUAAUUUUAAACUCAAACUUAAUAGCUGCAGCUGCUAAAGCUCAAAAUGCUGCAGCAAAAAUAGCAGCUGAUUUGGCUGCUAGAGGACAAGCUGCAGUGGAGUCUGUCGCACAAGAAGAGAAUAUGAGUAUUAGUGCUAGCCAACGUUAUGCAAUUAUGCAGAAAUUAGCACGAGCUGAAUCAUCUCCAGUUGUGUGCAUUCGUAAUGCUGUUUCGCCUUCGGAAGUUGACGAUACACUUGAAGACGAAUUCCAAGAAGAGUGUAGUAAUUAUGGAAAAGUUAGCAAAGUGGUGGUUCACAUUGAUUCCGAAGAAAGUUUUGAAGGUGAACGAGGUUUGGUUAAAAUAUUCGUUCAAUUUGAAGAAGGAGCUGAUGCGGUGAAAGCCAAAGAAAAAUUGGAUGGUCGAUGGUUUGGAGGUCGUCGUAUAAGUGCUACAUUAUUUGAUCUUAAAAAUAAGCCUUUGGAUGCUGCCUCGGCGACUCCAAUCAUUGGUUUUAAUACAGCAACCGGAACAGCACGAAUCACAGCCUUAACUGUUCCUUGA
Messenger RNA from Racocetra fulgida, 1500 nucleotides. The record is from the annotation of a GenBank genome assembly. Lineage: Eukaryota; Fungi; Glomeromycota; Glomeromycetes; Diversisporales; Gigasporaceae.